AUGAAUAUGUUGGAUGAUGAAGAUGACCAAAGCUUUCACGCUACGCGUGACGGCUACUCCCAUUUGAGCGAUGUCGAAUGGGAUGCGGUUGAAUGGAUGGGUUCAACCAUGGGCAUCCAUGCUGUUAGCGUCAUGCUAGAGGCUCUCAAUAGAGAUGCCCAACAUGCUACUAUCGCCAAGUUCAUUCAAAAUGAACUUGACUUUGAACGCGAGAAAGUAGCCUUGCUUCACCAACAAGGUUCUCAACAAGCAGAGUUGUUGAGAGAACAGGGUGCUCAACAGUUUGAACUGUUGAGACAGCAGCAGGCUGCUGCUGGCGGGUCGAUGCACUCGCGUCGAUCCGAGACUUUGAAGAUUGACAUCUCAAAGUAUAGGGGGGUCGAAGAGGACUCCCUCUUGAGAUGGCUCGUCGAAUUGGAUGACGCCAUAAGGGCGCGUCGCAUCGACGACGGGGAUAUGCAAGUUGCAUUUGCCCAGUCAAAUCUGGCAGGACGUGCCAAGACUUGGGCACUGGGGCUCAAGUUGCACAACCCAUAUGCGUUUGGGUCGUUGGAAGUCUUCAAGUCGCGGCUCAGACAAACGUUUGAACCGCCUAGAGCUGAGUUCAGGGCUCGAACCGACCUCUUGAAGCUCAAACAUGGUAAGCGUGAUGUGCACGCUUACGCGCAACAUAUACGACAUCUCACGAGUGGUAUAAGCUCCAACCCGGUUGAUGAACACACGUUGGUUUCGGUGUUCAUGCAGGGUCUUGCGGAUGGUCCCGUCAAGACUCACCUGUUCCGACUUGACCUAGAUUCACUAGAACAAGCCAUUUCCAUUGCGGAUCAGGAAGACUUCAGUCUGAGACAGGCUCGCGCCAGCUCGACAACAUAUCGUCAACCGAGACGAUAUGACAGCGGAGGUCCAGAGCCGAUGGAACUCUGUCAUGUAGAGAGCGAGAAGGCUCGCUCUACAGACUACAAGAAGUUGCAGAAAUGCAACAGAUGUCAAAAGACAGGACACUACACUUACGAGUGCAGUGCCCCUCGUCCAGUGUCUCGCGACACUGGGCGUAGUGACCGUCCACCCAUGAGAAAGGGACAGGGACGAGGGUCCGCAGUUGGUGCAAAGACGCAACAACGGGAUGGACCGUCAAAAAACGGACAGGAUCAGUAG
Molecule: messenger RNA, 1155 nt
Organism: Peronospora matthiolae
Lineage: Eukaryota; Oomycota; Peronosporomycetes; Peronosporales; Peronosporaceae
Source: the annotation of a GenBank genome assembly